CAUUCGGGUCCAUCAUCGGAAACGAACCAGGGGUCCUAUUCUAAAGCAGACACGAACCAGCGGGUCCUAGUCUAAAGCAAAACCUCUUGUCUUUCAACAACCAUCUUCUCCACAAUGUCGUCUGACGAGAGCUUCACCGGGAAACCUCCGCAGAAGAGAUGGAAGAAGCGAAGGUUGCAAGGAGCUUGUGAUGCUUGUAGGAGGAAGAAAAUAAAAUGUCCGUGAAUGGCGGUAGCAUUUCUUUCGACGAUAUAGCAUAUUUAUAUGCGCAUACAUCUAGGCGACAGCAAGAAUAUGCCUGGUAAUCAAUGUUCGAGUUGUCAGGCAUUCAAUUCACCUUGUACUCAUAACGAUCCGCCGAGGAAACGUGGACCUAAGAGCAAUUAUGUGAUCCGUCUCGAGAAGAGAGUACUGAAGCUUGAAAAAAUUUUGAAGCAGUUCCAGCCGGACGUCACUAUCCCUGAUUUUGAUGAACCUAUUGGGUCAGGCACUGGGACAAGCAAGAAUAUAGACACUUCAAAUAAGGGUUCUCCUUUAUCUGAUAGCCUUGAUGCUGGAGCUGCCACAGAUGAUUCUGAUACCGACCCUGACAUGGAGUACAUCGAAGUUAUGGACCACCUUAAGAAGCUGUCAUUGCACAUGAUGGACAACCGUUAUUUUGGACCAUCCAGUAAUCUUGCAUUCAUGCGAAAGGCGUUCACGAUGAAGAGCGAGCAACAUGGUCAACAAGUCAAUGUUAAAAAAGAACAUUGGAAGAAUUGGCAGACUCAUCACUGGGAGCAAGCAACCGUCCGAAUGAGCCAGAAGACUUUAUAUUUUCCGCCCCCCGACCUCCUCGCGGAUCUCGUAGAGCUGUACUUCACCCACUUCCAUCCGUACAUGCCCAUGAUGCACGAGCCAACUUUCCGUCAGUCUGUAGUCUCAGGACUGCAUCAUGUCGACCAUAGAUUUGGUGCUGUGCUACUCUUAGUAUGCGCUGUAGCUUCAAGAGCGUCCGAUGAUCUUCGAGUUUUCUUGGAAAGCACGUCAGAACACUCAUCAGGGUGGAGGUGGUUUGUACAGACAAGAGAGAUGCCGCGAGCCCUGUUUGACAUGCCAAGUUUGUAUGACCUACAGUUUUGUUGCCUAUCGGCGGAGUUUCUCUUGGCUACCUCUUCGCCUCAAUCAGCAUGGACUAUGAUCGGCUUGGGCAUUAGGUAUGGUGUGGAGAUGGGCGUACAUCGACAACGACCAGAGAAACCUAGUUAUGAAACCGAACUGAGCAAAAGAGCAUUCUGGGGAUUAUAUCUACUUGACAGACAUCUAUGUUUGUAUCACGGCAGACCGCCAGCAAUUCGAGACGAAGAUUUUGACAUCUCGUUUCCAAUUAUCUGCGACGACGAAUACUGGACAAUAAACGAAGAUGGUUGCGAAUUUGCGCAACCUCCAGGCGUGCACAGUAGGAUGGAUUAUUACAUCAUGCAUCUGAGAUUGUGUCAGAUUAUGUCUUUCGCUGUGAGGACGAUCUAUUCCAUCCGCAAAGCGAAGCAGACAGAGGGUUUAGUGGGUGUAAAUUGGCCCCAGAACAUUGUUUCGCAAUUGGAUUCUAUGCUUAACAGUUGGAUCUUUCGAAUGCCUGAACACUUGAAAUGGGGUCAGCAUCGCGAAAACAGGACCUUCUCAUACCAAGCUACAUUUCUGUACGCGACAUAUUACAAUAUGCAAAUACAAAUUCAUCGGCCGUUCAUUCACAAGUCGUCACCACUAACUUUUCCCUCGCUUGCGAUUUGUACCAAUGCAGCACGAUCCUGUUGUCGUGUCCUCGAGAUGCUAAGAGGGGGUGGUUCUCCUCUCCAAUUGUUCGGAUUUUCGAUGGCAGCCUUUUCAUCGGCUGUUAUUCUUGCUAUGAACAUGUGGAGCACAUCCAAGUCAGGUUCUACGACUUCGCCGUCGGCAACGAAGGAGAUGGAGGAUAUCGAUACGUGUUUGGUUGUAUUGGAGCUUAGCGCUAAAAGGUGGAAUAUCUCCGGUCGCUUAGUGGAUAUCUUGAAAGUCAUUGUUGAGGAUGCCCCACCUUCAACCGAAAACCAAUUCGAGGGCGAAGAUAUGGAUUUCUCUUCGGGUGUCGCACCUUCGUUUAUGGCUUCUGGUUCCAGCGCAAACAGUUUCUUUUUUAAUACAACGUGGCCCACCCAACCCGGACCGACAGAAACGCCCGUCUAUGACUAUUCGUUGAUGCAGGUCCCUGGCAUGUCGUCGUCAGCCGUUCCCGAAUCAACCACAGCUGCUUCUACCAGUCAGGAGCCAGCUGAUCAUGUCUUCUGUGUGAAAGGUCCGAGUACAUGCAUGCAGGACUCGAACACAUUGAGUGAUGGAGUCACGUUGAAGCUAGAUGCCAUCAAUAUGUGGUCAAACGCGCCUAUGGGAUUCAGCUGGGAUGACUGGGGAGAGUAUAUAUCUGGCACGGGGACGUAGCAGCCGCUGCAUCGGCUUGAGGUUCGUCUUUUGGAGUCGCGGUUCCGCUACUUCGGAUGAAAUACGCAUGUACUAUUAAUGUUUUGCACUCAUACAGUAUUUAAGCUCAAUCACCAGCGCAACAU
Messenger RNA from Guyanagaster necrorhizus, 2579 nucleotides. RefSeq lists its product as uncharacterized. The record is from RefSeq and is a predicted model, not a curated record. The transcript has 14 exons. Gene Ontology annotation, biological process: DNA-templated transcription; regulation of DNA-templated transcription. Gene Ontology annotation, molecular function: DNA-binding transcription factor activity, RNA polymerase II-specific; DNA binding; zinc ion binding. NCBI's taxonomy places the organism in Eukaryota, Fungi, Basidiomycota, Agaricomycetes, Agaricales, Physalacriaceae. The coding region runs from base 295 to 2454 and encodes 719 amino acids.